CCACUACCACCACCACCCCCCCGACCACUAUAUCUCCCUCCCCCGCCGCACUCGUCUUCGAUCAGAUCACCGUCAUACCAUGGUGGGCACUUCUCAGUGAACGACUCUCUCCCCGACGGUCCCCACCGCCUUCCUUUAGCCUCAAGAGUCGUCGUCAUGGCACGUUGGCCCAGCCAUGCUGCCAGGUCGACCUCGCGAUCCGUGUCCUCGUCCAUGGUCUUCUAUCUCUCUUUGAUCUCCCUCGUUCUCUCAACCGUCGCUCGCGCUCACAGUGUCGCCCUCCUGCCAUCCGCGGCCUCGUCUUCUUUUCCCUCGUGUGGCUUGUCCUGCUCCGUCCUAAAGGAGGCUCAGGACAACUGUGUGCCGCCCGUCGCCCUCCAGUCCGACCAUGCGACCUACGUCUCGUGUUUCUGCCAGUCGAACCUGCUCACUUCGAUUUAUUCCCCGACCGGUGUCUGUACGGACAGCUGUGCUAGCGCAUCCGAUCGUUCCUUGAUACGAACAUGGUAUAACGACUUUUGCUCGUCCGAGAGCACCCUCUCCAAGCGAGGCACGGCCGAUGCAAGCGCAUCCAUCUUCACGAGGGAUGCGCGCUCCCAGGCCUGGUGGACGACGCACUAUAAAUGGGUAAUCAUGAUCAUUGUCCUUGUGGUCGCAUUCUCCGUCAUUACCGUCGUGGGCAUCUGGCUUAAACGUCGCCACGAUCGGAAAUACCCCGGUCUUUACCACGCCGCCGGAACCGCUGGAACGGACAGCGCACUGUUGGCAGCCCGUCAGCAGGAUGCCAGCCCCUCCCCUGGACCAGGGCCUCCCGCGCAGGGCGCAUUCAGGCCCGGUCGGUACGAUACCGCGACCAACUCCGAGUCCAUCGCCAGCAGUUCCCGCACAAAUGUCGCAUCUUCGACAACCCGACCCGGCCGAACGCCGUCGCGUUUACAAAAGACCCAACCCGUGCCGGAAGGCGAUACCGAAAUCCGCGAAGUUCCCCGGUGACCUCAUACAUGAUUACGGUUUUUUCCUUUUCUCGAGAUUCCAAUCCUUCAUUCACCGAAAGCACGACGACUGGCACAAUAUCUACUAUCCGGUAACGAGCGGGCAGAGUCAGUCAGUCGGGAAACCAAUGCGCCCCGCUAAACAAACUUGCAUAUACCUGGCGUUCACGUGUCUGUGGGGUUAUUGAAAAUCUCACGUACAGUUCCAGUCCGAUUUAGUACAAAGUCCCUUUCUUUCUUUUCUUCUUCUUCAACACAACACUCUAUGUGCCUUGCCUGCUCCGAAUGACUGUGCAUACCUAUGGUUCAGGUUUAUUAUUUGGCUGUGUUUACCAUUUGACUUUUUGAUCGAAUAUAC
Molecule: messenger RNA, 1350 nt
Organism: Aspergillus sclerotioniger CBS 115572
Lineage: Eukaryota; Fungi; Ascomycota; Eurotiomycetes; Eurotiales; Aspergillaceae
Exons: 2
Coding region: 157-993 (278 amino acids)
Source: RefSeq, a predicted model, not a curated record